CUCAAAACUAUUAGAGAGCACUCAAAGAGAAAGUGACACUUUUUUCUUACUGGUUAUAACUCCAAAUGGUCAUUUCUCCAAAUAACACGAAUAAUAUUUAAGUCAACUCAGCGACCAAUUACCAGUCCAUUAAAAUUAUUUUCAUUAAAUAAUUACGGAAGCUAACGAAGUAAUUCUUGUUCAUGGACAUGUUUGCUUUGAGCAGUACAACUACUUUGGGUUUUUGAUAAUUCAGGAUAUCUUUUUGGAUGUGCUCAAACAUGAAAAUAAAAACGCUGGGUUUCCUGAUGAUAGUUCAAUUUGAACUAGUCAAAAUUUCCAAAGGACAAUGUCUGGGUAAUGGUACGUGUGAGUGCCACUGUGUAGACUGUAACAAAACAUGUACAGAAUGUUCGCCUGGAUGGGGUGGAUCAGUUAAAAAUAAAUGCCAAAGAGCUAAUACAUUAUAUCAACCUGAUGGUGAAGAAAACACACAGUCUAAAAUACUGGAUGAUAAUCUACAAACAUCUAUAACGGAUUCAAGUCAGUUACCAUUUGUACGAGUCGAGCUUAAAGAUGCAACACAAAUUGAUGAAGUAGACGUUACCCUAUUCCUUCGAAGAAACACGAAGUACACAUUCUAUGUAAAGGAGAUGGAAUAUGUUCGUGAACCUGCAGUGACUUGUGACACCUUUUUACAUACUGAAGCGGACAUUGAAAGAACCAUAACAAUGAAAUGCAGUCAACCUCUUACUGGGAAAUAUCUCGAAAUUGUGUCUGAAGGAAAUCCGACAUUACAGGUUUUUGAAAUACAAAGAUUGGGUAUGUUAAUAGCCAAUUUAAAUUAUCACUUUGGAUGUCUUUUAAUUAAAUGCUGUUUGGUAUACUGUAGACGUACUAUUUUCCACGGGGUCAUAAUUCUCGAUUUCUCGUGAAUCCAGGGGUAGAAAAUUACGCGGAUUUCUUAGAUUCUCACUAUAUUCCUUACAAGUAUUUUGAGUAUGAUUGGGCAAAUUUCCACGGAUAAUUUGUGACCGCGUACAUAGUGUAAAGUAAUACCACGCAGAAAAAGUACUUCUACAGUAAUAUGCUGAAAAAAUGAAACCAUUUUUCCUUUUCAUUAAUCUCCAAAGUAGAAAAAAAUCAAGUCAAGAGAUAGGGCAUGAAAUAUGACUUUUGACUUUUAUACCAGGGGUAUUUGUGCAUAAUGGGAAAGUAUGAAAUGCUAAUACUAACGCAAAAUAAUUGUUUUACGUAUUUUAAUCUUAAACAUUUUUUAAAAUGGUAAAAAUGUUUACCUUAAUAAAAUUGAAUGAAUUUGAAGCAAUUUUCUUCUCUUGAGCAUAUCGAUUACGUUUACUCCAAAUUACAGUAUGGUGUUAAUUUUAACAAAUGUGUAUAUGUUGAAAGGGGAGAAAAUAUACACAUCAGCUUAUGCCGUGGGGGGGUGCAUUUAUAUUGUUUUAUCUGAUACUACUUCAGAUUUUCACAACUCUGCUACUUGAAUACAAACCACUGAAUAAAAAAAUGAGUAUUGAUUUUUACAAAGAUACGUUUUCUAACAUAUUUUCACGCGUCAUGGGGAUAUACAAAUUUCGGAAUGAUUGAUAAAAAUUUAAAUUCAUAAUUUUAGAAUUUAUCAAUAUUUAUACUGGAGCGUAAGUUGUUCAGACUCGAUUGUUAGGAUACUUGAAUGAUAAACUACUAGCUUUUUUUUAGCUAUCCGAUGAAUGGUAAUGUUUUUUCGUUCAAUUUUAUUAUCAAACAAAAAAGAGAAUUCUUUGAA
Molecule: messenger RNA, 1765 nt
Organism: Saccostrea cuccullata (small rock oyster)
Lineage: Eukaryota; Metazoa; Mollusca; Bivalvia; Ostreida; Ostreidae
Exons: 5
Coding region: 249-914 (221 amino acids)
Source: RefSeq, a predicted model, not a curated record